Molecule: messenger RNA, 534 nt
Organism: Trichosurus vulpecula (common brushtail)
Lineage: Eukaryota; Metazoa; Chordata; Mammalia; Diprotodontia; Phalangeridae
Gene: SNRPE
Product: small nuclear ribonucleoprotein polypeptide E
Exons: 5
Coding region: 73-351 (92 amino acids)
Biological process (GO): spliceosomal snRNP assembly; mRNA splicing, via spliceosome
Cellular component (GO): U4/U6 x U5 tri-snRNP complex; U1 snRNP; precatalytic spliceosome
Molecular function (GO): RNA binding
Source: RefSeq, a predicted model, not a curated record
CCGAACUUCCGGUUCCGCUCGUGGUUUCCCUAAGGCGCGCCGUGCCCCGCGCUCUCAUUGUAAGCUCCCGCCAUGGCGUACCGCGGCCAGGGCCAGAAGGUGCAGAAGGUGAUGGUGCAGCCCAUCAACCUCAUCUUCAGGUAUCUCCAAAAUCGGUCCCGAAUUCAGGUGUGGCUGUAUGAGCAAGUAAAUAUGCGAAUAGAGGGCUGCAUAAUUGGUUUCGAUGAGUAUAUGAAUCUUGUAUUGGAUGAUGCAGAGGAGAUUCACUCUAAAACAAAGUCAAGGAAACAGCUUGGCCGGAUCAUGCUAAAAGGAGACAACAUUACUCUACUACAAAGUGUUUCUAACUAGAAGAAUAUUGUCAGUGAAGUUAGAAGACACUCAGAAGGCAAUACUUUUUUUUCUUAGUUACAUUCUCUGGGCUUCAAAAGCCAGCUACACAUUUUUCCAUGUUGUUUUGAUCUUUCUUUUAUGGUAUUAUAACAAUAAAUGGGUUGCUCUGGGGUUUGUUUCUAUUAAAAAAUUCUGCAUUGA